AUGCAUUGCCGAGGUCCCGAAGACCGUAGGGAGGACAAGCAGCCUCCACGCGAUGGAUCACCGGGCUAUGGCCCCAACAUCGCCGGGGUGAUCAAUACCAUCGCGGGAGGACCAACGGGAGGAGACAGCCAGAACUCCCGAAAGCGGACCUAUCGCCAGGCCGGGAUGGAAGUGGCUGAGCCGAGUUCUCGGCUGUCCGAAGUCAUCACCUAUGGUCCCACUGACCCAGUCCCCGCCGCCUCCAGCAACCACGAAACCCUCGUGAUCGAGGUCCUCACCAACAACUACAUAGUCAAAAAGGUCUAUGUUGACCCCGGAAGCUCGGUAGACGUCAUGUACUAUCGAACUUUCAAAAGUUUGAAACUGACCAGGGAGCAACUCACUCCUGUCAGAACUCCCCUCGUUGGGUUCGGGGGACACGUGGUCCACCCCGAGGGAAUGGUGUCCCUGAUGGUGACUGUCGGGCGACAUCCCCGCUGCCGAACUGUACCCGUCAACUUCGCGGUGGUUAAGGCAGAUUCUCCCUACAAUAUGUUAAUAGGUCGACCCACGCUUAACGCCUUGAGAGCUGUGUACUCUACCUACCACCUGAGUUUCAAAUUCCCAACACCAGCGGGGGUGGCCGAGGUGAGCAGCGACGUGAGUACUGCCCGCGAAUGCUACCUCGCCACCAUCCAGGCCGCGGUCACUCCCCAGACUGCAUCGAAGGCCGACGAGAAGAGACCCGCGGUCCUCUCCAUAGACUGCAUUGAUCCUCAAAAAGCGGGAAAACCCGGCAGACUGGAACCCGGGGAUGAGGUGGAGCAGGUGGUCUUGGAUGAGACGAGACCUGACCAAGUGGUCCAAGUGGGGGCCGGACUCCCUUCGCCUCUGAAGGAAGAGAUGAUUCACCUGAUAAAGGACCACCGGGACAUCUUUGCGUGGUCCGCUGAUGAAGUGGUCGGGGUGCCACCUGAGCUCAUGAUUCACCAGCUCAACGUCAACCCACAAGCCCGUCCUGUAAGACAGAAACGUAGGCACUUCGGCCCCGAACGCAGCAAGGCCAUAUCUGAUGAGGUGGACAAGCUCUUACCCGCCAAGAUGAUCCAUGAGGUCCAGUACCCCACCUGGCUGUCCAACCCUGUUAUGGUCAAAAAGGAUACCGGUGGAUGGAGGAUGUGCGUCGACUUCACCGAUCUUAACAAGGCCUGCCCAAAAGAUUGCUAUCCACUGCCGAGAAUAGAUGCCCUCGUCGACUCGGCAAUGGGACAUGAGAUCCUCUGCUUUCUAGAUGCCUUCAAAGGCUACCACCAAAUAGGAAUGAGUGAGGAGGACCAAGAGAAAACGGCAUUCUACACCGACCAAGGUGUCUACUGCUAUACCACCAUGCCGUUCAGGUUAAAAAACGCCGGGGCGACCUAUCAAAGGUUGAUCAACCGCCUCUUCAAAGAUCAGAUCGGCCGAAAUGUGGCCUAUGUGGACGAUAUCCUCGUCAAAAGCUUAACCACUUCGGCCUUCUUAUCAGAUGUAAGGGAGGUCUUCGGCGUUCUGCGGGACUCGAGGAUGAAGUUAAAUCCCAAAAAGUAUGUUUUCGGUGUCACCUCAGGAAAAUUUUUAGGGUAUCUGGUUUCCCACCGGGGAAUCGAAGCUAACCCCGACAAAGUCAAGGCCAUCCAGGACAUGUCCCCACCUCGGAACCUCCGAGAAGUCCAGCGACUGAACGGACGCCUGGCCACGCUGAACCGCUUCCUAUCCCAAUCUGCUGAGAAAGCCUUGCCAUUCUUUAAGGUGCUAAAGAAGGCUGAUCAGUUUGCCUGGACUGAAGAAUGCCAGGCUGCCUUCGACAAAUUAAAACAAUAUCUGCACCACUUGCCCACCCUCGCUUCACCUCGGCCUGGAGAAAGGUUGUACCUCUACCUCUCUGCCGCCGACGAAGCUGUCAGCGCAGUGCUCAUCCGAGAUGAGGGUACCCAAGUGCCGGUCUACUACGUCAGCCGGGCCCUCCGUGGGCCGGAGACUCGGUAUACCCAGGUCGAAAAACUCGUGCUCCGGCUGGUCCACGCAGCUCGGCGGCUGAAACCAUACUUCCUAGCUCACCCCAUUUUCGUUAGGACAGAUCAGCCUAUUCGGCAGAUACUGGUGCGGCCCGAGGCCUCCGGGCGCCUCACCAAGUGGGCUGUCGAAUUGGGGGAGUACGACUUGUCGUAUGAGCCGCGCACCGCCAUAAAAGCUCAAGCCUUAGCUGAUUUUCUCGCCGACCUCACCUUCACGGAAGGUCGGGAGUCCACCUCCGUCAUUGCCGAAGUGUCCACCCCACAUUCGUGGACGUUAUAUGUGGACGGAUCCUCCAACGGGGAUGGCAGUGGAGCAGGACUACUCCUGGAGGGCCCCCAGGGAGAAGUAUGCUCGUAUGCCCUCCGCUUUGACUUCCCAGCCACCAACAAUGAAGCCGAAUAUGAGGCUUUAAUCGCGGGACUCCAGCUAGCCUGCAAGCUCGGUGCACAGCGGAUCCACGUCCGCAACGACUCCCAACUCGUAGUAUGUCAAGUCCUUGGUGAGUAUGAGGCCAAGGAUGAAACCAUGCAGCGGUAUCUAUCCAAAGUCCACCAACUCAUAGCGUACUUCGAGUCUUUCGAAAUCCAAAGAAUCCUCCGCUCCCAGAAUAGGCGAGCCGACGCCUUAUCCCGGUUGGUUUCCACCUCAUUUUCUGACCUCAACAAGACCGUUUUGGUGGAAGUGUUGAGCGAGCCGGAAUACAUGGAAGAGGUGGCCUGCCCUGUGAACACGGGAGAAACAUGGAUGAGCCCGUUCAUCCUUUUCUUAGGGCAGGGAGUCCUCCCCGAGGAUCGAGUCGAGGCGAGAAAGAUACAACGUAAAUCUGCUCGGUACGCGCUCCGCGAUGGUGAACUGUAUAAACGCUCAUACCUUGGGCCAUGGCUGAGGUGCGUUACACCCGAGGCAGGACGCCAGGUCCUCCAUGAGAUACACGAAGGCCUGUGUGGGGCUCACGUCGGCCACAGGAUGUUAGCCAGGAAGAGCUUACUUCUUGGGUACUUCUGGCCUUCCGUUCGACAAGAUGCUCAAAAUCUUGUUCUCAGCUGCCCAUCCUGCCAAGUCCACGCCCCUGAGCUUCACCAACCCUCGAACUUCAUGGUGCCAAUCACCUCACCUUGGCCGUUUGAGCAAUGGGGGACAGACAUCAUCGGUCCCUUCCCUAAAGCGGUCGGGGGCUAUACCUUUCUGGUCACCGCUGUGGACUACUUCACUAAGUGGGUCGAGGCCGAGCCUUUACGGACCAUCACAGGGCUGGCCAUUCAAAAAUUCUUUUGGAAAUGCAUUGUCUGCCGCUUCGGCAUACCUCAGAUCAUCAUCUCGGACAACGGGAGACAGUUUGCCGAGAAUCCAUUCAAGACUUGGUGCGAGAACCUCGGCAUCAAACAACACUUCACUUCGGUAGGCCACCCUCAGGCCAACGGUCAGGCAGAAAAUUUUAACCGAACUCUCUUGCAUGGCCUCAAGACCCGACUACACCGAGCUGGAUCAUCUUGGGUGGAGGAGCUCCCCAGUGUUCCGUGGUCAUAUCGGACCACGCCGAGGUCAUCCACGCAAGAGACCCCCUUCUCCUUGACCUAUGGAGCCGAGGCUGUCAUCCCUACUGAGAUCCUUACACCCAGUCCUCGGAUAACAGCCUAUGUGGCCAAGGUGAACGGAAAAGAGAGACAAUUGGAUCUCGACCUCAUCGACAAGAAAAGAGACAUUGCCUCAGCUCGGGUAGCUUCCUACAAGAACACCCUAACCCACUACUACAAUGCCCGCGUCAAGCAUCGGCGAUUCCGGCCUGGAGACUUGGUGCUAAGAAAAAACUCAGUCAGCCGAGCUGAGAACCAAGGGAAACUGGGCCCGAAAUGGGAAGGUCCAUACCGAGUUGUGGAGUAUAAUCUUAAUGGGUAUUGUAAAUUGAGUUACCGAGAUGGCUCUCUAGUGCCGAGGACUUGGCACGCCGAGAACCUCAGACUGUAUUAUGUUUGA
Molecule: messenger RNA, 4008 nt
Organism: Coffea eugenioides
Lineage: Eukaryota; Viridiplantae; Streptophyta; Magnoliopsida; Gentianales; Rubiaceae
Exons: 1
Coding region: 1-4008 (1335 amino acids)
Biological process (GO): DNA integration
Molecular function (GO): RNA-DNA hybrid ribonuclease activity; nucleic acid binding
Source: RefSeq, a predicted model, not a curated record